GCAAAUUGAGGGCGCCCUUUAGUAAGCCUACUACAAUUUUGUGAGAAAAACAUGAACACCGUCCCGUCAAAGCUGAAGGUUUCCGAAGGUUAAAAGAUACAUUAUGAGGAACUCGUGAAUUCGUACUAGAAGACAAGCAGCAAAAUUCUGUGGCACCCUAUGAACUGUGUGUCCUCUGUCCUGAGUUUCAAGUCUUGGAAACCUCCAUUGCAACUACAUUAUAGGUGUAAGCUAGGUGGCAAUCCAAUAUGUGUGAUCCAUUGAAUAGUAAGAAACUCAACAUUGCUCUACAUCUACGGGAUCGGGAAGCUGGAAGAGGAAACAGUUUCACAUAUAGACGCAACUGUAAAAUGUGGAGAACACUAAUCUGUGACAAAGAUGCACAAUACAAGAAAGCAUGGACUGUAUCGUCAGAAAGCAAUAUAUAUUACCUUGGAGAUAGACUCUACCUUGAUGAUUUUAGAACGUGUUACUCUUUGAAUGGUCGGAAUGCAUUGCCGACCUUGAUUUAUGAGGAGAAUGACCAAUCCCAUUCCUAUGGAUUGGAGGCUCAUCUUCAUUGUUCAGUCAAUAUAGCCUCGUUACCAUUUCCAACUGCAGGGCAUAGACCUUAUGUCCUUGCCCUUACCGAAUGCUGCAACCUUAUUUGCAUUGAUCUCCCAACUGGACGAGUCUUCAACAAGGUUUUCCUAGGACGACAGGGUGAUAUAUCCUUUAAGUACUUAACAUGGGAUAUUGAUUAUGAGAGAGCAGUUGUAAGCACAACUCAAUCCAAAUCAUCAACUAUACUGAAGUCAUUUGUGUUGGUGAAUGUUUUUCCAUUUGAAGUACUUGGGAGGUUUAAUGUUUGUCAUGAGGUCUUUGGCAGAAAUAUUGCAGAUGCCACCAUAACAGAUGGAUUGCUGAUAGUGAUGCAUAAAAACAACAAAAUCAAGAUGUACAACAUGGACAAUAUCAUACAAGAGAAUAUGAAAUUUCCAAUCACACAAAAGCAGUCAUUUGAGUCUACUGGAAGAUCAGAGUCAGGACAGUCGUAUCAUAGUGGAAUACCAAGCAAUUUACAACUAUCAGAAUGUCCAGCAGCUCUUCUGGAAUUGAAAUGCCUAGAUCGGAAUGUGUCCAUUGGAGGUCAUCCUUGGCAUUAUAUGUAUGUACCACUCAGUGAUGACCCUGUGUUACCUCCAGAAACAGAGACUGAUUCAGAAACAUUUGUAGUCUGCGAUGUGGCAACCGGUCAAAUGGUUGAGAGCGGACUCUUGGAAUUGGAAACUUGGUCAUUUAACGCUACAACUUGUUUUCAUUUUGAUGAUUCACAAAGGAUUGUACAACUCGGUGAUUGUGAAUUUACUGUGAGUACAUUUCAUACAAGAGAUGAUGGUAAGAGUGAGUUACGUGUGGCAUAUCGGUUACUUCCUCCUGAUGCUGAGGAAGAUAAAGAAGAUGAAGAGGACAGCAUCUUGAUAACAUCAUCAGGGAGAAUAGUCAAACAAAACAGCUCCUUCAAUUUGAGAGACAGUCUUUCAAAUAAAAGCAGAAUCAGUGACAUCAAUUACGACUCCGAGCUGGAUUUUUUAUUGCUAUCUUAUGCAACACAACAAGUUAUGAAUGAUCCACACCAAUCAUCAGCCAUGUUAGAAGGAAGGCUUGGAAUUCAUUGUAAUCAAACAGGUCAUUUACUUAAGAUGGUUGACCUUGAUGGCUUGUGGUUUGAGUUCCAGCCAACUUCAAUUGAAAUGGACAUGGACUUCAUGGUACAGAUCUACACAAAGGUACCCAGUGUUGAACAUGUCUGCAAGUUGUACAGAUUGGAACGAGGAAUUGAAAACAGAUGUCAUGAUGAAAAGUAAAUUACCUUGAACCGCAGAGAAGGCAUGUAUUUACAUGUAGUGGGUUCCUAGUAACGAAACUCAUGUCCAAGAUUUUAUCAGUAUGCCAAAGAAAACCAAAGCCCUUUUUUUUUUAACUGUUGGAUUGUUUUGAUCUAAUAAAAUGCAAUAAAACUAAACUGUGAAAAUUUCUUCGGUUUUGGGAUAUUGCCAAAAACUCUGGAGCGAUAAGUUCAAGCGGAAAGAAUAAUCAGUAUUGGAAUACACUAUCUCAGCUCAGAAACGAUACUGUCAGUAGGGCUUCUCAGAUUCAAAUUAGUAUUGGAAUACACCAUCUCAGCUCAGAAACGAUACUGUCAGUAGGGCUUCUCAGAUUCAAAUUAGUAUUGGAAUACACCAUCUCAGCUCAGAAACGAUACUGUCAGUAGGGCUUCUCCAUCUCAGCUCAGAAACGAUACUGUCAGUAGGGCUUCUCCAUCUCAGCUCAGAAACGAUACUGUCAGUAGGGCUUCUCCAUCUCAGCUCAGAAACGACACUGUCAGUAGGGCUUCUCAGAUUCAAAUUAGUAUUGGAAUACACCAUCUCAGCUCAGAAACGAUACUGUCAGUAGGGCUUCUCAGAUUCAAAUUAUGGGGGGAUAAAAACUGAUGUACGUGUACACAACAACAUACAUUACUUGGAAGUGAAAUGAUUCUCAAGAUGCUUUACAUUAUUCACAAAACUUUUAAGAGUGAUUACCGGUACCAGAGGCAUACCAAUUCCUUUUAAGAGUGAUUACCGGUACCAGAGGCAUACCAAUUCCUUUUAAGAGUGAUUACCGGUACCAGAGGCAUACCAAUUCCUUUUAAGAGUGAUUACCGGUACCAGAGGCAUACCAAUUCCUUUUAAGAGUGAUUACCGGUACCAGAGGCAUACCAAUUCCUUUUAAGAGUGAUUACCGGUACCAGAGGCAUACCAAUUCCUUUUAAGAGUGAUUACCGGCACCAGAGGCAUACCAAUUCCUUUUAAGAGUGAUUACCGGUACCAGAGGCAUACCAAUUCCUUUUAAGAGUGAUUACCGGUACCAGAGGCAUACCAAUUCCUUUUAAGAGUGAUUACCGGUACCAGAGGCAUACCAAUUCCUUUUAAGAGUGAUUACCGGUACCAGAGGCAUACCAAUUCCUUUUAAGAGUGAUUACCGGUACCAGAGGCAUACCAAUUCCUUUUAAGAGUGAUUACCGGUACCAGAGGCAUACCAAUUCCUUUUAAGAGUGAUUACCGGUACCAGAGGCAUACCAAUUCCUUUUAAGAGUGAUUACCGGUACCAGAGGCAUACCAAUUCCUUUUAAGAGUGAUUACCGGUACCAGAGGCAUACCAAUUCCUUUUAAGAGUGAUUACCGGUACCAGAGGCAUACCAAUUCCUUUUAAUGUUUUGCCUGAUGCGGAAUGAUGAAAUGCUUUCAAUAUGCUUUCAAUAAGCAAUCUGAAGAUUGCUCCUGAGCAAGGAAAUGUCCAGUAUACAACUUUUAACUUGACUGUUACUUUACAUCCUUUGAGCUGAAUAACCUUCCAUACUUAGGACUUGAUUCCAGUGCAUCGGCACUACUGCUGCAAAGAGUUUGGUCUGAUCAAGCUUGUUAACGGGGCCCAAAUCCAUAAAACCUGUAAGCACAACAAUUUGCUAAGCACAGAAAAGGAUUGCCUAACAGAAACAGAAAACCAGCCAAAAUAACAUUCUGUUUACAUUGUUGUGACUAGCAAAGAAAUUUGUCAAGUGGUAUUUCCUGCUUAACAACUUUAACGGACCGUGUCCUAUAGCAGAUAAGGACAAAUUCAGCUUUCAUUUACAAAUGUUUCGUUAAUCAAGACUAUAUACAGCUGAUGAACAGUGUAUUUAUUAUGUGGGAACAGAUUUAACGUAGUUCAUUAAAAAAUAUUUUUGGAGUGUAAUUGA
Messenger RNA from Asterias rubens (European starfish), 3760 nucleotides. Its product is annotated as DDB1- and CUL4-associated factor 17-like. Gene Ontology annotation, cellular component: Cul4-RING E3 ubiquitin ligase complex. The record is from RefSeq and is a predicted model, not a curated record. The coding region runs from base 249 to 1847 and encodes 532 amino acids. Gene Ontology annotation, biological process: protein ubiquitination. The transcript has 16 exons. NCBI's taxonomy places the organism in Eukaryota, Metazoa, Echinodermata, Asteroidea, Forcipulatida, Asteriidae.